AUGGCACAAACUCUCGCAGCCCAAGACAUUGCAGCAGCACCUGUAGGUCCGAGACUAGACCUGUCACAGCCUCGUUGGGACCAGACUACCUUCGUUGGCAGACUCAAACACUUCUACAAUGUCACCGAUCCAAGGACGGUCAUUUGCGGUGAUAAACAACUCUAUGCCGCAAGGGAUUUAAUCAAUGACUACAAAAUGGGUCUUGAGCCCCCUGGCACAACGGAAGAACAGCUCUGGUAUGCCCAAAAGCUCUACAUGUCAGCUUUCCAUCCAGACUCGGGCGAAAAGAUGAAUCUUAUUGGCAAGAUGUCCUUCCAAGUACCAGGAGGAAUGGCCAUCACUGGAGCUAUGCUGCAAUGGUACAAGACAGUGCCCGCCGUGGUCUUCUGGCAAUGGAUCAACCAGUCCUUCAAUGCACUUGUCAACUACACCAAUAGGAACGCAGCGUCAGCAACCACGAACAGGGAGAUUGGCAUGGCGUAUGUCACAGCAACCAGCGGUGCCUUAGUAACUGCUCUUAGCCUCAACUCACUAACAAAGAAAUCCCCACCACUUAUAGCAAGGUACGUUCCCUUUGCUGCUGUAGCUGCGGCUAACUGUGUCAAUGUUCCCAUGAUGAGACAGAAAGAAAUUAAGUCUGGCAUCGUGAUUUGUGACGAAAACGGCAAAGAACUCGGCAAAUCAAAAAAAGCGGCAAGGAAAGGUAUCGCACAAGUCGUCACAUCAAGGAUCGUCAUGGCAGCACCUGGCAUGUGUGUACUUCCUGUGAUCAUGGAGAGACUACUCAAGUAUCCAUGGUUUAAAAGGGUCUCAGUUCUACACGGUCCCUUCCAAGUCAUGGGUGUCGGGUGCUUUUUAAUCUUCAUGACGCCUACAGCUUGUGCCCUCUUCCCUCAACGAUGUUCCAUGGCCGUUGAUAAACUCGAGCCCGAUCUACGAGCUUCCAUCAGAGCAGAGUACGGAGACGCCGUCCAAACGGUCUACUUCAACAAAGGAUUGUAACGCUGGAUCUUAAUUUAGGUUAGACAUUCCAGCAUUGAAUAUUCAGUCAUAAAAUGAUGCCCUCUGCCAAAAAAAAAGAGUAUUGAUCCGAGUUUUAUGUGAUACGAUGAAAAGACAGAAGUAGCUUGGCUGUGGACAAUUAGCGAAUCAUAAUCCUCUGUGUUUCCCCUGCAAAAUUCUAGUGAGCAUGUAUCAGCAGUCUUGGAUGAGACUAUAGGACAGAGUCCGUGAUUGGGUGGUUGGUUGGGUUUGUAUUUGGGGAAAUGGUUCGUUUGUGAUAUAAUUUGGUGGAUGGGUUUUUGUGAGUGGAUGAGUAUUUGGGUUGAAGCUGGCAUACUGUGCUUUGUGUAAACUGAAGAUUGCUGUACUCCAAUUUGGACAGUUUUGUUUUUGUUAUAAAUAAUUUCAGGGCCUGCAUUAUUCAUUCAUUUUAAGUUUAUUUGCGUUUGAUCCUUCCCAUAUUUGGAAAAGACAUGUGUACAUCUGCUAUAUUGGACCAUCUGACCAACAUGGUUAUGUCUGCAAUGAUAAUUACCACAGUGCUGUUUAAUAUAAUGAAUUGUAAGGCGUUUAUCGGAAAUUAGCGGCUCUCUAAACCACAGUGUGCUAAAUCAUGCAACAUUAACUCCCUGCGUUCUUGAUGUACUUGAACAGAAAGCAGUGUAUUGUAUGUCUUUUUCUUUAGUUUUCGUUUCAGCGAAUUUUUGGUAAAAUAUAAACUUUGUUUUUUUCAGGUGCAGGAAUGCAUGCAGCUAACGGGGGAAGUAUAUUGAUAUAAUAGAGGACUUUAAAAUAACUAAUUGCCCUGAUAAAAAAUAUGUUUUUUCUGCAAGUGAAGGGUGGUUGCUGAUCGAGCCUUUACAGCAGUUUUUACGAAUGUAUUCUCAAUCAUUUUUGGAGAAUUUGAGCAUAAAUCGGAUGUUGGAAGACCCACGUGUGCUGUCACCUUGUGAAUUGCCCGCUUGUAAAAAAAUCUUUUUAAUUGUAGAUGACUUUAUCAAAAUUGUUACCUAAAUAUAUUUUUAUUAUGUGCAUUAAACAAAACAAAAUCAUUUACAGCCUUAUUAUGUAUGUUGGUGAGAUAUUAUUCACUAAAGUUUUACAUACCGAGGCAAAAUGAGCUAUAUAUCUGGAUUCUUUUCCAAUUAUGUGAAUAAAAGGGUUCCAUUUCUUCAUCAUCUCGAUAUUUUUAGACAUUUGAAAUGCAUCAACAUAAAAAUUUCAUGUUUUGUCGCACCAAAUACACACAAAAGGACAAGGAAAGAAUGACUCCUUUCAACAAUUUGUUCCAAUUAGUUAUUACAGAUAUUAGUUACAGUUUAUUUCAACUGCUUUAUACUGAAGUAUAGUACAAUAGUUGAUAGUUAAUAAGGCUACAAGAUCCGUGUACAAACUAUUCCUAUAUAUCCAACACAAACCAUAAUGCUAAAUACCACAUGCUAUAAAACGAAAUCCCCAAUAUUAUCAGGUUUGAACAUAAUUAAACUACACUAAAUUUAUUUUACGUGUUUUUACGACAUUUUGGUAUAAAGUGCAUUUUAUCACGAGGGUUAGUAAUAAAAAAACCUAUUUUUUUUAUUUAAACCAAUUUCUGCAAAAGCAAAGCCAAACUUUAGCAUUUAAUUAAAGCCAAAAGAUGGAAUAUAAGCAGACAAAAUUUUGCCUGGAAACUUUAAAAUGCAUUCUUAGCACUGUGAAAACUUUCAAACAUAAAUGUUAUCGGACAAAAAACCUUCGCAUGAUGAAAAUUACUUGGGCUCAUUAUUUUGUCCAAUGAAAAAAAGAAAUACUACUUUGCUUAUAAAAUAGGCUUCUUGCGGAUUAAGUGGCUAAUUUUACACACCACAUUAUAUUUUGUAUUUAACCUAACGUGCUGCUGCUUGUCAAAGAAGAGGAUGUAGAAAUGUGUCUAGAAUUAUUUUGGCUUGUUUUGGCAAAUUACAUAUUUGAUCUGAAUACCAGCAUCCAUAAACGUUAUCAUAACAGCCACACUUCAAGUCAACUUGAAACUUGCAUUCCUGAGAUUCUUUCAAUAAAAUAAGGCACCAAAAAAACUCUUACAUCGCAGAAUGGUGCGUAAACAAAAACAACGAUCAGCCAAAUUUGCCUGAUAACAAUACGGAAAUAAAAUGAUGAACAAAUAACCAGCAUGCCACGCCAUCACUUUUUCAGUGCGACCCUUUGUUCUUUGCAAGAAAGUUUCUCCUGACCCAGAUAGGUUUUUGAAUUUCUAAUCUAAGCUUGACA
Messenger RNA from Patiria miniata (bat star), 3249 nucleotides. It is a transcript of the gene sfxn2, whose product is annotated as sideroflexin-2-like. The record is from RefSeq and is a predicted model, not a curated record. The coding region runs from base 1 to 1002 and encodes 333 amino acids. Gene Ontology annotation, cellular component: mitochondrial inner membrane. Gene Ontology annotation, biological process: monoatomic ion transport; serine import into mitochondrion. Gene Ontology annotation, molecular function: monoatomic ion transmembrane transporter activity. Lineage: Eukaryota; Metazoa; Echinodermata; Asteroidea; Valvatida; Asterinidae. The transcript has 9 exons.